Dimorphilus gyrociliatus is the source of this 2840-nucleotide messenger RNA. Lineage: Eukaryota; Metazoa; Annelida; Polychaeta; Dinophilidae. The record is from the annotation of a GenBank genome assembly.
AAUUUGUUAAGCUAUUUUUGCAAUUUUUCUGUAAUGUCGUCCAAGAGAAGAAGCGCUAGUACGAACAAUCCUCCAGAAUUGAACAGAGAAGGGGGUAAUAGCGAGUUAAAUCCGUCUUUAAGAAUUGAUUGUGGCAUAUCUUCCGUCGAUUGCGAAGAAGGGCUUACACCGGAAUUUGAAGCUAACAUUGGAUUAGUAGAAGAAGAACAGAAUGAAAUAACCGAAAUUUUUCUUCAGAUUGAUCAAGAAAAGGAAGAAACACUAGCUAAAUUACAUUUUUCAGAUGUUACUAUUGCCUUAUUAGUUAAUUAACUAAUUAAUUAAUGAUUAAUUAUAUUUAUUUUAUUAUUAUAGUAUGUUAAAACUAAUUUUUCUACUGCAAAUAAUGGCAGUUUCACUGAAAAUGCCAUAAAACAACCACUAAUAGAGAAAAAGCAUGAACUGGACAAAACUGUACGUAAUCUUUGUUUUUAUAUUAUUAAGAAAUAUUUUGAAUAGUGAAAUUCUGUCAUUUCUUUGAAGUAGAGAUAAAGAUUUUUUAGAUGUUAAUCCAUCAGUCUGUUUUUCUUUUUUUCGUCUACAGAUUUCUGUGGCCAUAUUUGUUGCAAUUCAAAAAUUUAUGGGCGAUGUUGUUCUAACAAGACCUAAUAAAAAUACUAAUGAUCGUGUGCCAAUAAUGACCAAAGUCUAUAGGUCUUUGGAAAGAGCCAUUAAAGUAUCAAGAAGGGCUAGUGUACAAAACCCAACUAACAACAAUAAAGAAUCUAAGGAGUAUUUGUCGUAUAAAUUAAAGAAAAGGAAUUCUUUCUUAAAAAAGUUCACAAGACAAUCGAGUAAUACGGAUGAUAGAGAAGAAAAAGCUAAGAAGAAAGAGAAACUUUUAAGAGAGAAGUUUGACAAUGAACCGACCGACUACCUUUACGACUCCGGACCUGCAGGGGUUAUUGCCAACCUGCCUGCUACUGAAAUGGAAAUACUGCAUUUUAUUAUUGGACAUGCCAUAUUAAGAAAAGAUAUAAGAGAUGAAUUGUUUUGUCAAGUUUGUAAACAGUUGACAAAUAAUAAAAAGGCUGAUAGCUGCAAAAAAGGAUGGGUACUAUUAUCCUUGAUUUCUGGAUGUGUUGUCCCAUCAGGACGUCUCUUUCGAUAUAUUCGAUGUUUUUUAAGAGACGCUCCAAAAGAGUAUCAUGAUUAUUCCAAAUAUACAAGAAAAAUAAUAAGUAGAACGGCUGCAAACGGUAUGAGAUAUCAUCCACCGAAUUGGUUGGAAUAUCAAACAUCGUUGGCAAGACAGUACAUCGUACUACCAAUUACAUUCGCUGAUGGAAGAUUGGAAUCUAUAGAAGGAGAUUCAGCUACCACUUCAGCCGAGUUAUGCAAUCGUUUGGCUAAUAAAAUUGGUUUAAAGGAUUUCUUUGGAUUUUCAAUAUUUAUCCGAGUGUAUGAUAAAAUCUCAAGUCUGGGUAGCGGAAUGGAUCACGUUAUGGAUGCAAUUUCUGAAUGUGAGCAGGUCGUUUUUGGAAGGGGACAAAAGACUGAAGAUGCACCUUGGAAAAUCUUUUUCAGAAAAGAAAUGUUUAGUCCUUGGCAUGAUCCUUCCUACGAUCUCAUUGCUACCGAGUUAAUAUUUGUACAAAUAAUGAAAGGAAUAAGAUUGGAGGAGUAUAAAGUUAGAUCUGAAGAAGAGUUGGCUCGCUACGCUGCUAUUCAUUAUUUUAUAGACAAUGGAUGUGAAUUGGAUGAGGCUAAAUUGUCAAAAAGUUUAUCAAAGUACCUUUCAGAGAAUUGCCUAAAAUGGGGAAGAACACAGGAAGGUUGGACUCAGGCUAUCACAUCUUCUUUUCACGAAGUCUGUCAAGAGGGAAAGGAUACAGGACAAUUCAAGCAGGAGAUUGUGACUGAAGCCCCAAAAAAAUGGGUUUUACAAUUUGCAGGUCUAUUCGAGGCAUUUAGAAUUGGAGGACCAAAAUUGACAAAAAAUGAUGUAAUUGUUGCUGUAGCUGCAAACGGUUUUUAUAUAUUGGACGAACCAUAUAAAAUCAAAGCAGUUCUAUAUUAUUAUAACAUCGUUGAAGUAUUUGCAAGUAGAGCUGGAAAGGUCAGAGGACAAAGUUUUACUCUAAUUACAAUCAAAGGAGAUGAAUGGACAUUUAUAUCACCAAAUUCACAAACAAUUACGAAACUUAUAUCAACAUUUCUGGAUGGUCUUAGAAGGAGAUCUAAAUACGCUGUUGGCCUACAAGAUUUUAUUCUCGAGACGAAACAGAGUAAAUUCAGUUUUAGCCAAGGAGACGUUAUCCAACUGGUAGAUGAAGAUUCGCAAAGAGAGCAUUGGAGUGUUGGAAUUAACGAAAAGACAAAAGUUAAAGGAUGUUUUCCCUUUGAUUCUGUUUACGUUAUACCAUCUUUAGAAAGACCUCCAGAUGAGUUUUUGAAUACCUUUGUAAACAUGAAACAAGAUACAUUGUCAAGGCCGAAAAAGAGAGGGGCAGUCGUCCUAUCUACAGGAACUAUUGGAAGACACAAUACGCAUGGUUUAGAUACAGUGGCUUAACCUAUGACAAAGAAUAUCAUUUUAAAAGAAAAACAUGCACAACAAUAAAAUAAUAAUAACAAACAAGAAACGAUAUGAGAAAAUAGAACAUUACUUUUCAAUCUUUUCUCUCAUUUUUUUUUAUUGGUUCAUUCAACAAUACACCUUAGCUUUUGGGAAUAAAAUUUUUAAUCUUCUCACGUACAUAAACUAAAUAAACUGUAUCAAAUAUACCGUGUCCUGAAUAGAUGAUCCUAUUAAUUUACGUAAUAGAGAGAAUGUCACGCACGUGAUGCUUCGAUCUUUA